Molecule: messenger RNA, 5192 nt
Organism: Trichoplusia ni (cabbage looper)
Lineage: Eukaryota; Metazoa; Arthropoda; Insecta; Lepidoptera; Noctuidae
Gene: Cont
Product: contactin
Exons: 3
Coding region: 117-4055 (1312 amino acids)
Biological process (GO): cell-cell adhesion
Molecular function (GO): protein binding
Source: RefSeq, a predicted model, not a curated record
CGAGGUUUCUUUCGAGGUGUUUGUCAUCAUCAAGCUAUUUUUAAAAAAGAAACGUUUUUAAUAUGAAUUUGUGAUACAACGAUAAUGUUAUUAAUUCUUUUGUUUUGUAUUUAACAAUGAAGCGAAUUUUGUUUUUACUUUCUGUGACGAUUUGCGUAAGAAGUCAAGUUUCGGAGACUGGAGCGUUUAAUCCUAACUACAACAACUAUCCUCAGCAGUCGUACCCGGAUAGUAAUCAGAAUGCAACACUUUACCGUCCAAAUUCGCAAGUACCUUACGGAAGCUUUCCAGUAAAUGGAAACGAUUAUAAUGCUGGUCAGAGUUCGUUCUACAAUGACAAUUUUAACUCAGAUAAUUAUGGAGACAACGACAAUGAAGUAGAUCCACAAAACACGGCUACAUAUUAUGCCGGUUUGGAUUACGAGGAAAGGUACCGGUGCCCUCCAAAUUGGAUCAGAUUUAGGGAGUCGUGUUAUCGUUUCACCAAGUCUCCAGAUCGUCCCAGAAAUGAAGCUCGUAAAAUUUGUUUGGCAUACGAAGCUGACUUGGCAUCCGUCAAUAGCCCUGAGGAGCACGGAUUUAUUAUAACACAUCUAAUGAAAUUGGAUCCGCAGAAGGGUUCUUGGUACAUUGGUGCUCACCAGCAGUCCCCAGGGUAUUGGUCUAAUGACGCUGACGGAUCUCAGCUUACUGGUCUAGAAAAUGCGUUCUUUACUGAUGAGACAUCAAUAUACACUAGUUAUAACUUACAACCUCGUGAUUACUUAGUGUACAAAUUUUCUCACCAACUAGGCCGUUGGGGCCUAUUCCCUGUUGAAGGCAAUCAAUACUACCAUUUUAUAUGUGAAGGACAAACACAAAGACUGCACUAUCUUAUUGAAGAAGAAAGAUCAUUUACAUAUGGUUUAGAAACAUAUGAUCCGGAGAGAAUUCCCAGAGGUCCUUACUUCAUAAAAGAGCCAGUGGACACUAUUUAUGAUCCAAUGAGAAACUAUCAUGUCCAAUUGACUUGCAUUGCAGGUGGUUAUCCAGCACCUGUUUACAAAUGGUUUAGAGAAGAAUACCAGGUAGACAAACCUAUUUAUACUGAAAUUGAUCCUUUAGUAGAUACAAGAUUUGUUCUAAGUGGUGGAACAUUAAUGAUCUACAAUCCUGACACUGAUAAAGAUAAUGCUAAAUACCACUGUACAGCUUCAAACAAGUUUGGUACAAUUAGGUCAGAAUCGGUUCGGUUGUCAUUUGGUUAUAUUAGAGAAUUCAAUCAAAAGAGAUCAGUUGAAAGUGGCAAUCAAUAUUGGGGCAAAGUAAUGUACUGUUAUCCACCCUCAUAUUAUCCUGCUGUAAAUUUCUUGUGGGCUCGAAACUAUUUUCCCAAUCUUGUUGAAGAAGACAAGCGAGUGUUUGUAUCUUAUGAUGGAGGUCUCUACUUUUCUGCUUUGGAAACAAUAGACAGGGGCAAUUACAGUUGUAAUGUUAUGAGCAAGGUAUCAGACGCUGGUCGUAACGGACCAUUCUUCCCCCUGUAUGUUUAUCCUCAUUCAGAUUAUCAACAUCUUAAAUUUCCUAACAACUUCCCAAAAGUUUUCCCUGAAGCACCUUUUGUUGGACAAGAGGUUCGUUUAGAGUGUGUGUCUUUUGGAUAUCCAGUGCCUUCUUAUAAUUGGACUAGAAGAAAUGGCAAUUUACCAAGAAAAGCUCACCUUAGUAAUUAUGAUCGAGUUUUAACAAUACCCAAUGUAGGAGUAGAAGAUGAAGGUGAAUAUGUCUGUGAUGUAAAGAAUGAUCGAGCACACAUUUCUAAUACAGUUUUUCUAAGAGUACAAGCUGAGCCAAACUUUACUAUACCUCUGGCUAAUAAGCACAUGGACAAUAAAGGUGAAUUACAUUGGAAUUGUGAAGCAUUCGGCAUUCCAGAUGUCAAUUAUACUUGGUGGAAAAAUGGUGAAAAACUUGCAAUGGAGACUUUACAACCCGAAGAUAGAGAUCGCUACAUAAUACAAGAUAAUGUAUUAAUAAUGAAGUACUUAGAUCCUGUCAGAGAUCCAGGCAUGUACCAGUGUGAAGCUAGAAAUCAAUUGAAAGCAAGUUAUUCAACAGGUCAACUAAGAGUUUUGUCUUUAAAGCCUUCUUUUAAAAAACAUCCUCUUGAGUCUGAAACAUAUGGCUCUGAAGGUGGCAAUGUUACAUUGAAGUGUAAUCCUGAAGCAGCUCCUAAACCAACAUUUACUUGGAAAAAAGAUAAUAUUGUUAUUGGAGCUGGUGGAAAGAGAUUUAUAUCGGAAACAGGAAACCUAAUAAUCCGCCAAUUGUCAAGAGAUGAUGAGGGUGUUUACACAUGUGUAGCUAAGAACCAAUAUGGAACGGACGAAAGCAGAGGACGACUGAUAGUUUUGCGUGCUCCGCGCUUCCUUGAAAGAUUACCUCCACGAAUCACUACUCAAGUUAAUCAGGUAGUAUUUUUACAUUGCAAUGCAGAAAUAGACCCUAUGCUAGAUACAGCAUACUUCUGGCACCACAAUGGCAUUCGCAUGAAAGAGGCAGCUGAUUUAUAUGCUGACAAAAGAAUAAAAAUAGAUGGAGGUGAGCUCACUAUUCUCAAUGUAAGUUUAUCCGAUGUCGGUGAUUACGAAUGUAUCGUGAAAUCUGCUAUAGGACGUAUCUCCUCGCAUACUCAAUUACGCAUCGAAGGACCUCCUGGUCCCCCUGGUGGCUUACAGACAUUGAAUAUUCAGCGCUCAUCAGUAACCCUUGAAUGGACUGACAGCAAUUCCAAUGGCCGGCCCAUCACAAGCUACAUGGUCACUGGACGCACACACUGGAAUUCAACUUGGUAUACAAUUAGCGAUAAUGUGGCGAAUGUAAUAGAAAUUGAUCGAUACAAUGGGCGGAAACGAGCUACUAUAAGUACAACGUUAAUGCCAUGGGCGAUUUAUGAGUUCCGUGUUCAAGCUGUAAACCUUUUAGGUGCAGGAAAACCUUCGGCACCAAGCCCACAAUUUUCUACUCCAGCUGAUAAGCCUUACCAACCACCAGCUAAAGUUGGAGGAGGUGGGGGAAAGACUGGCGACCUUACCAUUACUUGGCAAACAUUGCCACCCUCUCUACAGAAUGGCCCCGGUAUAUAUUACAAGAUAUUCUGGCGACGUAAUGGAACUGAGGUCGAAUUCCAGUCCUUAUCUCUCAAAAAGUAUGGUAAUAUCGGAACUUAUGUUGUCCAUAUAUCAACAACAUAUUUUUAUACUCCUUACGAUGUAAAGGUUCAAGCUUACAACGAUGUAGGUGCGGGACCAGAGAGUGCUGUCGUGACCAUAUAUUCUGCAGAAGACAUGCCUCAGGUUGCACCUCAAAUGGUUUACGCCAGAUCCUUCAACUCUACAUCUCUUAAUGUUACAUGGAACCCUAUAGAUCAGUCGCGUGAAAGAUUGCGUGGUAAGCUGAUCGGACAUCGUCUUAAGUAUUGGAAGCAAGCGAACAAGGAGGAGGAAUGUAUCUACUACCUGUCAAGGACAACGCGUCACUGGGCUCUCAUAGUAGGGUUGCAACCUGAUACUUACUAUUUUGUUAAGGUAAUGGCAUUCAAUUCAGCUGGCGAGGGUCCGGAGAGUGAGCGCUACUUGGAGCGAACAUUCCGAAAGGCUCCGCAGAAGCCACCAGCAUCAGUGAACGUGUGGGCGUAUAAUCCCACUACUGUGCGUGUCGUGUGGCGUUAUGUGCAGCCCACCGACGAGGAAGAACCAUUGCUUGGAUAUAAGGUGAGAGUUUGGGAAAUCGAUCAAGAUAUGAGCACCGCGAAUGACACAAUUGUACCAGUGGAACACAAAUUAGAAGCAUAUGUAAUGAAUCUCACUCCAGGCAAAUCAUAUAAUCUACGUGUACUUGCGUACUCUAAUGGAGGUGAUGGCAGAAUGUCGUCCCCAGCUAUCACCUUCCAAAUGGGAGACUAUCACACCGACUCUUACGGUUACUCUGCAAGAAGCUCUGCUAAUACACUGAAUGUACAAAGAUUAUUCUUGACAGCUUUACUUUUACUUGUUACUUUAAGGGUAAUUUCGUGAUGUAACUUUAACUUAAGCAUUCAGUUUUUUGUUAUUUAUAUUCGGUUGUGAUAUGCAUCCGGCCAUUAGUAUUUGACCAGAAAUGUAUGUAUUUGUAACCUUCAAUUUGUAAGAAAUGUUAAACAUUUUUUUCUUUAUAUAUGUUUUCAACUAUUGAUUGUGACAAGGUAGCACAAAGGCUUUAUAUUUUUUGUGUUUCUUGAACAAAUAGUUUUCUUUAAAAUAGUUCAGAAAUCAUAGCGACUCAAUUAGCAAGCGUGUAUAAUACGUAGUUUUCAAUAACUUUUACAUAUUGUAUGUAUAAUAUCCUAUUUUUAUAUAUUCGAUUACCUGUCAAUUUUUGUUGACAAUAAGUAAUGUACUGAAAAUGAUAUUCAUAAUUUUUAAGUAAGAUUUCUUGUAUAUUAGGGUUCAUAUCACAUAGUGUAGAUUAAGGCUGCAAUUUUGUAAAGGAUGCUACACCCGCAAAAACGCAUACUUAAAUAAUUGUUGCUCUUUAUUGUAAUGUUAAUUACAAUAAAAAGUAUUUAUGCAGCUUAGUUUUUACGAGCACCUUUUCGUUUUUUUUUCGAUUUCAUUGAUGUGGAGUCAUUCCACGUCUCCGUAAACCGGUCAGCUCCGCAUCAUUGAAAAGCUCCAUAGCUGUGAUGCAUUUUAUCCUACCGUUUGCAAUUAAUUGUGUAGCAUCUUUUAAUAAAAAGUAUUUUUUAAUGUAGGUACGACCAAUCCGAGCCAUUUUAUCACUGAUCUGAUUUAUUUCAAAGUAUAUUUUUAUUAUGUUUAUACUUAUUGUUUUUAUAAUAUAUUUUCCAAGGUAUUGUUAACAAUCGUUAUUAAUUUUCGGUAGCCUAGGCUUCAAGUAUGGCAGCUAGACUUAAAGGCAUUGAAAUUAAUUACUUUUUGUGCAAAUGUUUACAAAAUAUUUUUAUUAUUUCUAAUGUUAAUAAUUAUAACAAAAUCAAGAACUUUUACAAAGGUAGUACACAUCCCGCCUAAAAAAUGCCUGCUAAAUGAAUCUCCAUAUUUCCGAUCAAUAUUUGUAGCAAACUAGGUUAAGAAAUUUAUAUGAAAUGCCUUAUGAAUGUUAAGAUUAUGAUUGUAAUAUGUACUUGUUUCCAGUAAAAAAUAAAUAUUAAA